Aedes aegypti (yellow fever mosquito) is the source of this 2521-nucleotide messenger RNA. Its product is annotated as CDK5 and ABL1 enzyme substrate 2. Gene Ontology annotation, biological process: regulation of cell cycle. The coding region runs from base 603 to 2324 and encodes 573 amino acids. Lineage: Eukaryota; Metazoa; Arthropoda; Insecta; Diptera; Culicidae. The record is from RefSeq and is a predicted model, not a curated record. The transcript is spliced from 5 exons.
AAAACAUUGAAAAGAAGAAAAUUCAAGAUCAGUCGUCAUUUCAACCAGACGGAGGCCGACAUUAUUUUUGCACCAGCACUAGCCUGUUUACAACAAAAUCCUUCCGACUCCCGGUAUCGUAUUUCGUCGCGUCAGGAGUUUCUACACUCGGAAAAGAAAACAAAAUUCCGCGAUUCGAUCUGUGUGUAAUAAAUUGCUGCUUACGGCGACGGCAUUUGAAGGAGAUACGCGUUCCGUUUCCCCCGUUGUGUAACUUGAGUGGAAGAGCUGCUCAUUGUUUGUUCUGUUAGUUUAGCUUAUCAGCAGAAAAGAAAGGAGAGCCAGCAGAAAAAGUGUCGAACGAGACUGCGAGGAGAAAAGCCAGCUUCAAGAUGAUUCCCAGUAAAAAGAACUGAUACUUGCUUCGCGGCACCACUUGGAAAAGGAUCUCCAUAUCGUUUUGGUUUAGUUGUUUUUUGGUUUUCUGAUAGAAGAUAGUUUGCGGGUUUAAGUGUAUUUUUCUUUUAAGUUCGAUAAUUUAGUAGACGUGCGUGCAUUUUUAAAGUGAGGAAAGCCGUAAAACCCGACACCAAGCUCUCGAGUCCACCGUAUUCCUUCGAUUAAUGGCUAGUUCUAUGAACAGCAAGUCCCGUUUUCGUCGUAGAUUGGCUGCGAUCUCCUUUCUGUCCAACAUUUCGCUGGACGGCACCCACAGAGAUACGAAACUAGGUCCAUUACACGGUUCCGGAGCUGGCGGCGUUCUCCAUUCCAAUCUGAAUAACAAUAAUGUCGAUGGCGACCGCGGGACCACUUUUGAUGAUUCCUCCGAGGACAAUAUCGACGCCCCUGGGACGGGUCCAGAUGAGGAAUACUCGAGCCAUGGUGACUAUCUGGAGUCCAAGCUGAGUAAAACAGCCGGUGGCAAUGUGACCAAUGGAGGAUCCCUUGUGCAGGGUGGCACAGUGAGACGAAUCCGUGCCCGAACUGGCACAUUCGGCAAGAGUCCCGACAGGAACGCGGUCCAUCGGAUCGACAGCGAGGGCAACGUGGUGUUCUCGAAAGGCACCACUUCGACCACGCUCAAGGACAGAGAAAAUGUGAAUCCCAACGAAGGAAUCCAUUACUACCAUCCUGCAGACAAACGGGCACGAGCCAACUCCACGUCGCUUCGCGCAGGAGCCCCCGGAGUAAAGCGAACACUUCUGGUGAACGCCAGUGGCGACGAGAAGCGUGAACUGCCGAGCAACAGCAGCACCGAAAGCCUAAUCCAAGGACGACGCAAUGUGCUAAUCCAUGAGCCGGAGUCACGUCAGGUGAAGUUUUUGCCCGCCAACGCAGGCCGCAAUUACAACUUCCGUGACGAGCGUGUGGUGCUGAUGUCGAAGCGCACACCCUGUUUCCUAUUUUCGGUGAUACCUCACUACAAAGGAAAAUCGUCACGGGCUGAGUUACGUCGUGAGGGGCGUCGCCGUAAUCCAUCCGGCACCAGGCCGUUGUCAUCGAUCAACGACCUACCGUUUGACGCGUUCCGUCUCCUCGGAAUUGAACGCGGAGGCGAACCGGGUCAGGAAAUUUCCUACGGGUAUUUGCUAAUCCCGUCCAGACAGUACCAUCGGGAGAAGAAACACGAGAAAAGCACCCGAAGUGGGUUUGAGAUUACAAAUUUCACAUCGCUGGAGAAUCAUGCCGCGGCCCGGUAUUACAGCUACGAGGCCAACCGUAAUACUACCGCAAGUCCGUCGCAAAAUCUGAGCAGUUUGGACGCUGUGAAGGGCGACCUGGAAGAAGGUUUCACCUCGAUAUCUGGUAUGCAAUACUCGCCGAACAUUUUGGACGACCCGGAGCUGAUCGCCGGCAAACAUCGUACCCUGUUGACCUUCACCUCGUACAUGACUUCCGUGAUCGAUUACGUGCGUCCUUCGGAUCUCAAAAAGGAGCUGAACGACAAAUUUCGGGAAAAGUUCCCCCACAUUCAGCUGACGCUCAGCAAGCUCAGAAGUAUUAAACGUGAGAUGAAGCGUAUCAACAAGAUGGACGCGCGCAUCGAUUUCCUGACCAUCUCGCAAGCGUACGUCUACUUCGAGAAGCUGAUCCUGUCCAACAUGAUCAACAAGGACAACCGGAAGCUUUGUGCCGGCGCUUGUCUGCUCCUCAGUGCCAAACUGAACGACGUCAAGGGCGAGGUGCUGAAGAGUUUGAUUGAGAAAACCGAGAGCGUGUUUCGUUUGAGUAAAAAGGAGUUGAUCGCAUCGGAGUUUGCUGUACUGGUGGCACUUGAGUUCAGUCUGCAUGUCCCGACUAGUGAGAUACACCCACAUUACCAACGCCUUCUGUAUGAAUCCUAAAGCUGCUCGUCAUUCGUCAGACAGAAAACCCAUAAUUCCUUUAUGAUGCUAUUUUCACCAUGUGCUAUGUUCAGUUAUUUUUAGUUGUGGUCCUAUUGUUUACAGUUUUGAUCUUAAUCGUUAAAAAACUAUUUGUUACAGACCUUAUUUAGUGCUAAAAUAAACUAAGUUAUGCGAAUGUAAAAGCAGUUAAACAG